AGAAACUUUGUUAAAUCAAUAGGCCAUAGUGAAGCAUUACAUCACAAAAUCACCAUUAAGUUAGCAAUUGCAGUCAAAGUUCAAAUCUUUUUGAGUAUUUUCCAAUUCCAAUUGUUUAAUCAGCAGUUGGAUAUAUUAGUUGAAAGAGGGUUGGGUUUUUGAUAAUAUUAGCUGAGGUUUUAGAAAUGGAUACCAAUAAUUUGGAGCAAACAUUGCAAGAAGGUAAGCUUUAUCGAUACGUAAACAAUCUAAUUGUUGCUCAUCUCAGAGACCACAAUCUCACUCAGGCUGCAAGUGCGGUUGCUUCUGCUACAAUGACACCACUCACCGUUGAAGCUUCUCCCAACAAGCUUCUUGAGCUGGUUGCCAAGGGUCUUGCAGUCGAAAAAGAUGAAACAGGAAGGGGACUCUCUACAUCUGCAUUGUUUGAUUCAACCACAGCAUUACCGACAACAUACGGGUCUAUACCAGCUCCCCGUGCUGUUUCUGUCGAUUUUAGUGCUGCACAUGAUACGAAAGGCUCCUCAAAAAGUUUCCCAAAGCAUGAAACCAAACAUGUUUCAGAACACAAGAACGCUGCAAGAUGUGCAAGAUUUAGUCCUGAUGGAAGGUUUCUUGCAUCGGGUAGUGCAGAUACUUCAAUUAAACUGUUCGAGGUAGGAAAAAUCAAGCAGAUGCUGCUGCCAGAGGGAAAGGAUGGUCCUGUUAGACCCGUCAUACGAACGUUUUAUGACCAUCUACAACCAGUAAAUGACGUGGAUUUCCAUCCUCAAAAUACUAUUUUGAUAUCUGGGGCCAAAGAUCACACGAUAAAGUUUUUUGACUUUUCUAAGACCACUGCAAAGAGAGCAUCCAGGGUUAUCCAGGAUACACACAAUGUCCGGUCUUUAUCUUUUCAUCCUUCUGGAGAUUUUCUUCUGGUAGGAACCGAUCAUCAUAUUCCACAUUUGUAUGACGUCAAUACUUUCCAGUGUUACCUCUCAGCAAAUGUACAAGAAAUUGGCGUUAAUAGUGCAAUAAAUCAGGUGAGAUAUUCAUGUACAGGUGGCAUGUAUGUUACAGCCUCUAAAGAUGGUGCGAUUAGAAUAUGGGAUGGGGUGACUAGUAAUAUUGUUCGAUCAAUACUUGGUGCACAUGGAUCAGCUGAAGCCACUAGUGCAAGUUUUACCAAAGAUCAAAAAUAUGUUCUCUCGUGUGGAAAGGAUUCUUCUGUGAAGCUGUGGGAAGUUGGAACCGGGAGAUUAGUCAAACAUUAUCUUGGAGCUACACACACGCAAUUGCGUUGCCAGGCUAUCUUUAACGACACAGAAGAAUUUGUAUUAUGCAUCGACGAACCUAGCAAUGAGAUUGUCAUCUGGGAUGCUCUUAGUGCAGAAAAAGUGGCAAGAUGGCCAUCUAACCACACGGGUGCACCCAGGUGGCUGGAACACUCACCUACUGAGUCGGCUUUCGUGUCAUGUGGUACAGAUCGAUCAAUAAGAUUUUGGAAGGAAACUCCUUAGUGCUAUAGAUCCAUUUUGAUGUGGAAACUUGGUUUGUAAUAUUAGGAUGAUAAGAAAUGAAGAGAUCUGAACUGUUUUGAUAGGUUCGACUAUGAGAAUUCCACAAGGCCACUAUUCUUAAAAUGUCGUAAAGUUUUAUUUUUCAAGAUCGAGCAAGGGGUUAAUGGCUCGAAGAGGGAUCAAAUAUGAAGGAUUUUUCUUA
Messenger RNA from Helianthus annuus (common sunflower), 1704 nucleotides. Its product is annotated as cleavage stimulation factor subunit 50. Gene Ontology annotation, molecular function: protein binding; RNA binding. Gene Ontology annotation, cellular component: mRNA cleavage stimulating factor complex. Gene Ontology annotation, biological process: mRNA 3'-end processing. Lineage: Eukaryota; Viridiplantae; Streptophyta; Magnoliopsida; Asterales; Asteraceae. The transcript has 13 exons. The record is from RefSeq and is a predicted model, not a curated record. The coding region runs from base 186 to 1502 and encodes 438 amino acids.